Acaulospora colombiana is the source of this 782-nucleotide messenger RNA. The record is from the annotation of a GenBank genome assembly. NCBI's taxonomy places the organism in Eukaryota, Fungi, Glomeromycota, Glomeromycetes, Diversisporales, Acaulosporaceae.
AUGACCAGUUCUCAACAGAAACAAAUACUUGUGAAUGUCGAGAACGAGGUGGUCACCAUAACUUUAAAUAGGCCAGAACGCGGAAAUUCUCUGAACUCUUCCAUGGUCUUCGAACUUCUUGAUGCUUUCAAUUCCGCAAUAGUCGAAAAAUCCAUACGCGUCAUUGUUCUAACGGGUGCUGGCAAAUUUUUUUGUACGGGAUUAGAUUUAAAGAUCGGAAACAAGUCAAUAGAAGAGGCUUCUGAAAUUUUCGAAGUGGGACUUCGCUUAUAUCAAACAAUAAAAGAAUGUCCUAAACCCGUGAUUGCUAGAAUAAAUGGACCUGCAUUGGGUGGCGGAAUCGGUUUGAUAUUUACUACAGAUUUAAGAAUUGCUGUGAGCGAUGCUUAUUUUUCCUUUUUGGAAGUUAAAAGAGGCCUUAUCCCGGCCAUCAUUUCACUGUACAUAGUACCCGAGAUUGGCACAUUUAAGGCGAAGCAGUAUAUGUUAAGUGGUGAAAAGGUCACGGUCGAUCAGGCGGUUUCGGAUAAGUUUUUAACUUGUGUCGUUAAGAAUUUAAAAUGCUUGGAUGAUAAAGUAGCCCAAUAUGCUGAAGAACUUUUAUCCAGCGCGCCCGGUGCGAUGGGUACUAUCAAAAAGUUAACAAAUGUCAUUGGAUCCUCGUCAACUGAUGAACUUAAAAAGCAGCAUGUUAAGCAAACGUUUUUGGAAAUGCUGGAUUCUGAAGAGGCCGCCUAUGGUAUGAGCUCGUUCGGCCAAAAGAAAAAGCCGGACUGGUCAAA